CGGUGUCCCCCAGCGGUGCGAGUGCGCCGCCACUGUGCAGUUCUCUGUCCCAUCAACUUCAGCUGCCUGGUUCCAGUCGCACCAGUCAACCACGGUGGUCCAGGCACUGACACGUCGGGAGGCUUUUGCGGAGUUUCACGGGCAAAGAUAUGGGGACUCACUGAAGACACCAUAACGUCCUUCCUCGGUAGCAUCUCGCUGAAGCAACCGAAAGAAGUCUUUCUUGGCUGGUCAGCAGGGCUGCCACCUCAUCAAAUAAACCACCACCUGCCUGUGGGUGGUACUUGAAAACACUUAACUAGAACCUCCAGUAGGUUAAGAUAAAAAAGUUUUACAGGCAUUUUAUGUAAAUGUGUAAUGUGAGAUAGUCCCACUCUUAUACUGUCACUUAAUCAUUGGCACUUAAGUCAGUAUAUCACUACUCUUUUGUCUUAGGUAACCAUACAAAACCCAAAUACUUAAAAUCAGCUAUAUUAUGACACCUCGUUGAGCAGUACAUUUAAACUCAUUUGCACUCAGUUGCCAGUUUAUUAGGUUUACUAGCUAAAACAAAUGCAGUCUAAUAUAAACAGCCUUGCAUUAAAUCUAAUUUUCAUGAUAGUUCAGUUCUUGAAACAGAUUUAGACAGGUGUUGAAUUAAACACAUGGUCAUUUUGGAGGCUGUAGUUUGUGGUGCUCUUAUGUUGUAUUUUGUUAUGCAGACUAAAUACUAGAAACACCUACACCAGUGUAACACAUUACAGUGCAUUAUCACCACAACCAACAGCCUCCAAAUUACCAUAAAGUUGAAUAAACAUACAUUUAUUGCAGGGUUGUUUUAAUGCAUCCAUUAUCUUGGUGUACCUGAUAACCUGGCAGCUGACAGCAGUGUGUAUUGCUCAAGUUGAAAGCUAACUGUCUUGACCUUGGUUUUGAGUGAGAGUGAAUGAAAUCUCACUGAGGAAGAUUGCAGUUUACCCAACAUCAAAAACAUUUGUCCAGAGUUCCCUGAGGAAGAUUGGGUAAACAAUGGAUACAAUGUACCUUGACUUAAAAGAAAAAACAAACACUUUGCAGUGCUUUUGGCUUCUUCUUUCUCACAGGGUGUAGCCUCAGCCCUACAUGGCUGAAUUAGUGUUAGGCUUUGACCAUUUCUGCUUUGUGUAUCACCAAAUUCACAGCAGCCAGAUAUUUCAACACAAGGCCUGAAAAUAAGGAAUUGAACUGUUGAUUGUGUAAGAAUGAACGCCAACAUUGUCUGUCUGGGGUUGUGGUUGUCAUGGUUUAUGUUACACACAUACAUAAUAAGUAGGCUCAUUUAGGUGCAGUUUGGUGUAACAUAAUCCUUGAAAGAGUGUAACAUGAGCCUUGUGUUGUCUGGUUGGCCAGCUCAGUCACAGAACUGAUUCUCUCAUCACUCCGUCAAAUCAAAUGUGCACUGGAUCAUUCCAGAUGAAGACCAUAAUUAUGUAGUAAGAGUAAUUAGGACCAUAAUACUCUACCUUGCCUUGUCUUGUAAUUCUUAAUGAUACAAGUACAGUAUGUGUUUCUUGCAUAGUGUCUUCAGUUACUGCUGAGUUAUUUGUGACUCAGUACACAGUACAAGUGAUUUUUUUUUACUCACAUUUCAUUUCUAAAAGGAAAGUAUUAAUCUAUUUAUGCAUGACUCUUGUCAAAUAUUCAAACACAGAAUAGAUCCUAACACAGGGGGAGGAUGAACCAACAGCUUUGCACUCAGUUGGCCUCUGUGUUUUGUUUGAUAGUGUUUACAAAAGGCUUAGCGGAUGGGACAGUCGGGAUGAGGCCUUUUUGGAAGAGCCUCAUGCAUUGUGUUUAUCUUAGGCAUUCACUUAGGAGCUAAACCAGGCAGGAGGAAGCUAGAGGUCGGACCAGUGAGAACCUCCUGAUGACAAAAACAUGUUUGAAUUCAUCAUUGCUUGGCUUACAGUGUCGUGAGUCUACCCACUCCGUCUGUAUUGAAUGUAGAUUUGAUUCAAAUUAGCACUUGGGCUAAUUUUAGCAAACUGUCUUGAUUUUUAAUCCCUGCAGAGAUGAUCCAUUUGGCAUUUGCAGAACUUUCCCCUGUUUACUUAGGCGAUCACAUGUCAAGUUCAAGGGUAAUGAGCAACAAAAGAUCAACAUGUUGAAGUCCAAUGUACUGAAUGUCCCAUUGGUUGACUCCUGUAGCCAGUCAAUGUCAUCAAACCCCCCCCCCCCUUUUUGAGUAGUCCUGCACAAUAACAAGCACACGAAGUAACGAUUGUACCGUACAUGUGACUGAACAUCACGCUGCAGAGUUUUUUUAUUUUAUCCCCUCCCCCUGCUUGUACUCUUAUCAGGGAAAAAACAUUGCAUAGCCGUUCACAGGAAUUAGCUGUCCCUUAUCAGCCAUACACCGCCACCUUAAACAGGCCAUCCCAUUGGCUGAAACCUUUAUGCCCUGUCAGCUGACUGGAUGAGUACAAGUGCACAUCCUGCAAAGAAUAACCCCAGAAGAAGGAAUGUCAAAGUUUAUGAUCGUGUUGCACAAGCGCCGCUGGCAUCAGAUAGUGGUGUACUGGUAUUUACCCCUGGGAGGGUUAUUCCAACGUGAUUAGGUGGGCCAUAUUUGAGACUGGAUUCAGGAUGGCGGGGAGGCAUUAUUAUCAUAAUCUGAGGGAGGAGAAAAAUGGUGCCAGUGGAGUACCCUGAGGUGGGCAAAGUAAAAGCUGGUGCUCCACUACCUGUGAUGAAGAGACAGAGAUCCUGGGGACACAGGGAGCUCCUGGGAAGCAACACAGAGGACAACACAGACAACAGUGAACAGGAAGAGUCCUCAUCUCUGAGGUCGUCUUGGUCCCUGGCAGACACCAUGAACUACGUAGGCCAGCUGGCAGGUCAGGUGCUGGUAACCGUCAAAGAACUGUAUAAGGGCAUUAAUCAGGCCACAUUGUCAGGCUGCAUCGAUGUUGUGGUUGUCCGCCAGAGAGAUGGCACCUACCAGUGCUCGCCAUUCCAUGUGCGCUUCGGCAAGCUGGGUGUACUGCGCUCCAAAGAGAAAGUGAUCGACAUUGAAGUGAAUGGAGAGCCAGUAGAGCUGCACAUGAAGCUUGGUGACAAUGGAGAGGCCUUUUUUGUCCAGGAAUCUGAGCAGCAGAAUCAGAUUGUCCCUGCCCACCUGGCCACCUCCCCAAUCCCCACCGAGAGCCACUUGUUCUGGAUCUCAGAGGUUGAGCACAGGGCGCCAAAAGAUCUGGAGGAUGACCCCGCUGACCCAGAGGACCCACCCGAGCCUCCUGCUCCGAGCACCACGGCCACAAAAAAGAAGAAGAAACGGAGGAAGAAGCACAAAGGAGACCCCCGAAGAGAGGAGCUGACCCCACCCAUGUCCGUCACUACUGGUAAUGCUAUUGCUGCUAAUGCACCUGCUGCUACGACUGCUGCUAUAUCCAGCACUGGGCAAAAUGAAGAGAUCUUUGAGAUGGACUUGAGCUCUGACGAGGAAGCUGCAGCACGUGUUUCAAGGUCACCUUCAAUGACCACAAUGAGAGACAUUGACCCCAAAUUGCCCGCAGCCCGACACAACCUUGAUGGCUAUCCACUGUCUGAUGGAGAUUGGCCGGCCGAUGACAGUCAUGGCUUGUCUCAGGCCUUUUCCCCAAAAAGUGACUCUGAACUGGUGGUAAGGCCCUCAGAGAGUUUGCUCAGAGCUGAGUCCCACAUGCAGUGGACCUGGGGAGAGUUUCCAGAAACAACUAGGGUCACCAAAAAAGAGAAACCAGAACUACUAAAAACAGUGACCAUCACCCCAUCAGAGAGCACCCACUUCCGCGUCAUCCUCAGCUCUGAGGCCAUGGAGAAUGAGAUAGAGAUUGAAAAGGAAGAUGGUGCCUCCCCCUCAGUGUGUACCAUUGUCAAGCCCGAGCCACGCACCCCUAUCACUCUAACACCUGUGAGUCCUCUUGCAUCGGUCAGCACCAUAAGCUCUGUGAGCCCUGUAACCCCCACAGAACCCCUGGAUGUCCUGCCAUCCAGUGUGGCAACCUCCACCCCUUCCAACAACCAACAGAGCGAUUCACCCUCUAAGAAGAAAGGUGUCCCAAAGAGGAGCCAGCAUCAGGGUCCUGAGGAUAUCUACCUAGAUGACCUGAAUGUACUUGAACCUGAUGUUGCUGCACGAUAUUUUCCCAAGAGUGAGUCUGAGGCAGCUACUAAGCACUGGAUGGACUCAGAGAUGCACUCUGGUUCACAGUCUCCACAGUCGGUGGGCAGUGCAGCAGCUGACAGCGGGACGGAGUGUCUUUCUGACUCAGCUAGCGACCUCCCUGAUGUCACUCUUUCUCUGUGUGGAGGCCUGACAGAAAAUGCUGAAAUAUCCAAAGAAAGGUUCAUGGAGCAUAUCAUCACCUAUCAUGAAUUUGCUGAAAAUCCAGCAAUUAUAGAUAACCCCAACCUGGUAGUAAAGAUAGGAAAUAGAUAUUAUAAUUGGACACUAGCUGCACCCUUGGUUCUAAGUCUACAAGCAUUUCAGAAGAAUUUACCAAAGGCUACAGAGGAGGCCUGGAUGAAGGAGAAAAUGCCAAAGAAGUCAGGCCGCUGGUGGUUCUGGCGAAAAAGGGCAGAUAGUACAAUCAAGCAGUCGGAGACCAAGCUUGAAGCCAAGGAAGAGUCUCAUAUGGAGGAGGAAGGACCCUCCCUUUCUCAGGAGAAAUUGCCCUUGCCGCCUAAAGCAGGAGACUCAUCCAGUGAUGAAGAGGCCAAGGAAGUUAGUGCUGUAUCCUGUCAGGAGAGACUGCAGCCAGUAGAUGGUCAGCACCACUCCAGCCCACACACUUACAGGAAGUCACUACGCCUCUCCUCUGAUCAGAUAGUUAGUCUGAAACUAAAGGAGGGACCUAAUGAUGUGACGUUUAGCAUCACCACCCAAUACCAGGGCACGUGCCGCUGCGAGGGCACCAUUUACCUGUGGAACUGGGACGACAAAGUCAUUAUCUCUGACAUCGAUGGCACCAUCACCAAGUCAGAUGUGUUUGGACAGAUCCUGCCGCAGUUGGGGAAGGACUGGACACACCAGGGCAUUGCCAAGCUCUACCACUCAGUAGCUGAGAACGGCUACAAGUUCUUGUAUUGCUCAGCGCGUGCUAUUGGCAUGGCGGACAUGACGAGAGGUUACCUGCAGUGGGUCAAUGAUGGAGGCACCAUUCUACCCAGGGGACCUCUCAUGCUGUCUCCCAGCAGCCUCUUCUCUGCCUUCCACAGGGAGGUCAUUGAGAAGAAACCAGAGAUCUUCAAGAUUGAAUGCCUUACAGACAUCAAGAACCUGUUCCAGCAUAACAAGCAGCCAUUCUACGCCGCCUUUGGGAAUAGAACUAAUGAUGUGUUUGCCUAUAAGGAGGUGGGAGUUCCAGUAUGUAGGAUCUUCACAGUCAACCCCAAGGGAGAGCUGAUCCAGGAGCAGACCAAGGGCAACAAGUCCUCUUACGGCAGGCUUAGUGAGCUGGUGGAGCAUGUGUUCCCUCUGUUGAGUAAAGAGCAGAACGAGGCCUUUGUCAUGCCAGAGUACAGCUCUUUCUGUUAUUGGAGACAACCUAUACCAGUUAUCAACCCUGAUGAACUGCUCUGAUCCAGCACUUAUGGAUACCAAGGUAUUCAUAUACAUGCAAUUGGACUGUGCACUUGAAUGCAUCUCCAGGAAACACAUGGACUGGAACCCAAACUUUCCUACAUAGUUCAGACACGCGCAACUCUACAAUGAGUCUGGCACAGUAACAGGGUUAUGACCAUAAAGCUGGUAAACUGUAAUUACCCAUUAGAGAUGAGUGGAAGUUAUCUCCAGAACAGUAAAUCCUGGUGAAUAAUCCCUGAAAAUGUUCAUCCCUGGGAGACAAGAGACUAAUCACCAUUUAAAUGAUCAUCUUUCCUCGUGCCUGUGAAGGCAUCCUAACCCAGUGAGCACUCUUUAGUCCCCAUCUCUGUACAGGGAUAAAGACCCAUCUUUUCUCUCUGUAACUUCUCGCAAACAGGAUGGUCUGCAUUUGGCAUCAGGGAAGCGACUGAAGCCCCACACAAGGCAUUAGCCCUUAGCACUAAAGUCUGAACAUUGUUUUCUUGAAUCAAGUUUUUCACAUUUUCAGAACACCCUGAAGAAGCAAAAUUAAAUGUUAAAAGAAGAAAAAAAAACACUGUUAAUUAAAACAGAAUAAGCUAUUAACAAUGGCCACUAGUCAUGUGCUGGUAAUAUUUUGUUGUGGCUGCUAUGUUUGCCUAGACGUAGGUAUCCAGCGUGGAUUUGGAAGCUUUAUUCUGUUCUAAAACAUCAAGUAUAAUAGUGAUAGUGGCUGGCAAAUAAUUACCAACUACAAACCAUAUACAGUAGUGAGUUUCCAGAAACCUAUUGUAGAAAAGGUAGGAAAGCUACUGUAGGUGUUCAGUUAUGUUUCUGACUCUUGAGUCUGGACUGACUGUCUUCAUUAGUUCACAGAUUUCAGAUCGCCUCUUCCCCUGUAGAGCUUACAACGUUCGUACUGAGUGAGUCAUGUUUGGUUAAUAUUCAAGCUCAUACCAGGGAUAUAUUUUUGCCAAUAAGUAUGUAAAGAUGCACAGUUAGAUGUGACUUAAAAACAAAAUGAAGCAGCUUAAUGGUAUAUUGUCUUGCUGUUAUUUUAAUAUGUUUAAAAAGCUCUGGCGAAUCAAGUGUGUUUUGUUAACAAUGGAGUCAUUAUUUAUAAUUGAUAUGUUUAAGUUAUUGAUUUCUAUCGCGAUGCCUUUGCUUGUCUGAAAAAGUAAUUUAUCACCAAUGCAAUGUGGAAGUACUUCAAAUUGGUAUUUUGUAUGGUUGAUCACAGGUUAACAUGCACUUAACAGUAACUGCUAGGCCUUGUACGAUCUUUUUGUUUAGUCUUGUAUCCCAUUUUCACAACGAUCUGUAUUCCUUGUUUUACAGUGAAACAUGUAAGGUACAUACACAUUCCUCAGCAGACCUCUGCAGCUUUAGUAUUAAAAUAUGUGUAAAAGAUAACGCUUGAGUUGGAACAGUAGAAAUAAGCAGAUCUGAAGAGAGCUUAAAAUGAAGGAUUUCCGUUUACAAGAUUCUCUGUAGGCGAUGACUAUGGGAAGACGUGUGUGUGCGCGUGUGUGUGCGCGUGUGUGUGUGUGUGUGCGCGUGUGUGUGCGCGUGCCUAACUAAUCACUGAGUAUUGCUGCUGUUGGGGUGACCGGAUCAUUCCCCCUUUGCUUAUGUUCCCUCAGUGGCUUUACCGAGACUUAUCCAACGCACUUUGUCUAAGCUGCACCCAGAGACGCAACUCAAAACACCUCUCACCCACAUGCACUUCACUAAAGGUCUUCAUAGACAGUAGAUGAGAGUAUGCAAUUAAUGCAGGAUGAAGAGUUCUAGUUUUACCUCUUUGUUGUGAGUGUGUCCCUCUGACACCACAGACAAAUCAGCUAUUCUAUGUGUCAAUAUAAGUCGUCGUUGAAAGGGGAUUUGUAUUUGUAGGUUGCAAGGUAUAAUGUAGGGAUUAAAACAAAAAUAAUAACAAAUACAGUAUUUAUUUUGGGUGCUGAACAGAGCUACCCCUUAGAUUGUGUGUGUGUGUGUGUGUGUGUGUGUGUGUGAGUGUGUGAGUGAGUGAGUGAGUGAGAGAGAUAAAGAAAAAAGACUGAUGCCGUGCCUCUGGUGAGCAGAGGAAGAGCCAUUGGGUCUUGUUUGGAGAUAAACAUGAAGUACUUGACUGUGUACAGGAAGCUUUUUGAAGUGCUUCACUGGCAUUAUGUGUGUGUGUGUUUUAGGAAAAGGCUUGUGGGCAGAUGUGCCACUCCACUGACAUGAUCAUACCUCCAGCACAGUUGUAACAGUUACAUGCUAAUAUGUGCUGUGAGCGUUAGGGUUAAAAAUCAGAAAAAAGUGGGGAGUCGGGACUUGACAGACAACCAUUUAAUGAAAAAAGCACAAUUUUACAAUGAUGGCUACAUCCAGAUUUGUCACUAUUAGGCGUCAUUAUUUUGCUGAGGUGUUUCCGCAUUCACUCUGUAGCUCAGAUGUUUUUGUGAUGAUUAAGAUGCGUGUUCUGCUUUGAUUUGUUUGCUUAUUCUCUACGAAGUUUGGUGAAGUCAAAUAGAUAUAUCUUAUGAUUAACAAAAUGAAUUCCAUUCUUUCUAUGAAAGUAAAGCAUCUUGUGUGGAAGAAUCACACUUCAUCCUCUAUGAUCCUGGGAUACAUGGUAUAGAAAAUAGUUUGUUCUCACUCAACUGCUGUGGAAAAUGAUCCAGUAUAUAUGCUGAUCAUCACAUUCUUCUGUCCUCGAUGCCUUUUUGUUUUAUUAUUUCUUAUACAGUCUAUGAUCUUUUGUGGGACUAUGUUUGUUUCUUUCUGUUUGGAGGUAAUGCUUGCUAUUUGAUUAUGUCUGACCAACAGAAAUACCUUAAGUGUAUGCUGUGUUUGAUUUGUAUAGAAAUGUGGUUUAAAGUAUGUUUAAAGAACAAAAUACAUUGUAAGAAGAAAAACAAUACAGGCCUAAUGAAGCUAACAAAGUGUGGCUUGUGGUCAUAUUUGUAUUAAAUAAAGUUUCUAACUGAA
Siniperca chuatsi (mandarin fish) is the source of this 8536-nucleotide messenger RNA. RefSeq names its product lipin 2 (gene lpin2). The record is from RefSeq and is a predicted model, not a curated record. The transcript is spliced from 21 exons. Lineage: Eukaryota; Metazoa; Chordata; Actinopteri; Centrarchiformes; Sinipercidae. Gene Ontology annotation, biological process: positive regulation of transcription by RNA polymerase II; triglyceride biosynthetic process; fatty acid catabolic process. Gene Ontology annotation, molecular function: transcription coactivator activity; phosphatidate phosphatase activity. Bases 2648 to 5581 code for a protein of 977 amino acids. Gene Ontology annotation, cellular component: cytosol; endoplasmic reticulum membrane; nucleus.